GGUACUGAUGCUGCUGCUCCUGUAGUCGCAUCUAUCCUGGGGGCCUCCUCCCACUCAUCACAGCUCGAGAUUUCGCAUGUAGAGCCGCUCGGUCUCUGUCGCAGAAAAGUCUCCGCAGUACUGCAUCGGAAUAAGGGCUCAGUGCAAAAAUCUUCUUCUGCUGUAUUCGUGGCUGUGAGUGUGGCGCUUUUCUGCAUCAGCGCAAAGGAAGUUCUGUUCAGUCGUGCGGUGGGUGAUGCUCUGAGAUGCGUCGUGUUUAGCGCACGGAACCCCGAUUUAUUCGCCUAGACGGGAGGAUAGAAACCCCAACAGUGAAUGAGGCGCAUUUUAACUUUGUCUGAUAUUGAUUCGGAUUUGCUUGGGAGAUCUUGAGCAUCAGGAUGUUUUGACGGGCGCUCUCCAAACGGGUUACUGAAGAUUUCGCCUCCAAAAGAAGCGCAUCCGAGGUAAAAAAAAAAAAAAAGCAUCGGCUGACAGUUUGAAAGGAGGAAAAGCAGCCUCUUUGCACAGGAUUUAAAACUACCGUCGCUUCGGCAUCUUUCUGAACCUAACGAGGAUAGAUUUUAACAGAGGGAGAGAUGAAAGUUUUUCCGGCAGUAUUGUUUCUGAUCACAUUUUGGAGUCUGGAGUGGGAGCCUGUGCUUCCCGAUUCAAUUAUUCACAUUGGGGCCAUUUUUGAUGAGUCUGCCAAAAAGGAUGAUGAGGUGUUCCGCAUGGCGGUGGCAGAUCUCAACCUCAACAAUGAGAUCCUGGAGACAGAGAAGAUCACUGUGUCCGUGGAGUUUGUAGAUGGAAACAACCCUUUCCAAGCAGUGCAGGAAGCCUGCGAGUUGAUGAACAGAGGUAUCUUAGCCUUGGUCAGCUCUAUCGGCUGUAUGUCUGCGGGGUCGCUGCAGUCUUUAGCUGACGCAAUGCACAUCCCGCACCUCUUCAUCCAGAGGGCACCCACGGGCACUCCUCGCUCUAGCUGCCCGGCCACCAGUCGCGCCCAACCAGACGACUACACUCUCUUCGUCCGGCCUCCCGUCUACCUAAAUGAUGUCAUCUUCCAAGUGGUGAUGGAGUACACCUGGCAGAAGUUCAUUAUCUUCUACGACACUGACUAUGAUAUCCGGGGCAUAGAGAACUUCCUGGACCAGACGUCCCAGCAGGGGAUGGAUGUGUCUCUCCAGAAGGUGGAAUCCAAUAUUAACAUGAUGAUCACUGGAAUGUUCCGCACCAUGAGGGUGGAAGAGCUGCAUCGCUACAGGGACACACUGAGGCGUGCUGUGCUGUUCAUGAGCCCCGCCACAGCAAAGGCCUUCAUUACCGAGGUGGUGGAAACAAAUCUUGUGGCUUUUGACUGUCACUGGAUCAUCAUAAAUGAGGAGAUUUCAGACAUGGAUGUGCAGGAGCUGGUGAUGAAGUCUAUAGGUCGCCUGACCCUGGUGAGACAGGCCUUCCUUCUCCCGCAGAACACCAGCCAGCGCUGCGUCCAGAACAACCACCGCAUCAACACGUCCCUCUGCGACCCCAAAGACCCAAAGGCACAGAAGUUAGAGAUCACCAACCGCUACGUCUACGACACGGUGCUGCUGCUGGCCAACACUUUCCACAGGAAGCUGGAGGACAGGAAAUGGCACAGCAUGGCGAGUCUUUCGUGCAUCCGCAAGGGCUCCAAACCCUGGCAGGGUGGCAAGUCUAUGCUGGAUACCGUGAAGAAGGGAGGUGUAAGUGGUCUGACCAGAUUGCUGGAGUUUAAUGAUAACGGCACUAACCCCAACAUCUACUUUGAGAUCCUGGGCACCAACUAUGGAGAGGACCGCGGCCGUGGAGUCAGCCGGCUCGCCACUUGGGACCCCAUCCACGGACUGAACGGGACACUGACAGAUCGAAAGCUGGAGAACAACAUGCGUGGGGUGGUCCUACGGGUGGUCACUGUACUGGAAGAACCAUUUGUGAUGGUCUCAGAAAAUGUGCUUGGCAAACCUAAGAAGUACCAGGGUUUCUCAAUCGAUGUACUGGAUGCUCUGGCCAACUACCUUGGCUUCAAAUAUGAGAUCUACGUGGCCCCUGAUCACAAAUAUGGCAGCCAGCAGGCUGAUGGAACCUGGAAUGGUCUUAUAGGAGAACUGGUUUCUAAGAGAGCAGAUGUAGGUCUGUCAGCCCUGACCAUCACUCCUGAGCGGGAGAGCGUGGUAGACUUCACCACUCGCUACAUGGACUACUCCGUCGGUGUGUUGCUGAGGAAGGCGGAGAGGACGGUGGAUAUGUUUGCGUGCCUGGCCCCUUUCGACCUGUCUCUGUGGGCUUGUAUAGCCGGCACAGUGCUGCUGGUGGGCAUUCUGGUGUAUCUCCUCAACUGGUUGAACCCUCCCAGACUGCCGAUGGGUUCGGUCUCCUCCACGACCCUCUACAACUCCAUGUGGUUUGUCUACGGCUCCUUCGUUCAACAGGGUGGUGAGGUGCCCUACACGACUUUGGCUACAAGGAUGAUGAUGGGGGUUUGGUGGCUCUUUGCUCUGAUAGUCAUCUCCUCCUACACGGCAAAUCUGGCUGCUUUCCUCACCAUCUCCCGCAUCGAGAACUCCAUUCAGUCUCUGCAGGAUUUGGCUAAGCAGACAGACUUGCCGUACGGCACGGUUCUGGACUCGGCCGUCUACGACCAGGUCCGCAGUAAAGGCAUGAACCCUUUCGAGAGGGACCCGAUGUACUCGCAGAUGUGGAGGAUGAUCAACCGGACUGGAGGAGCCGAAAACAACGUGGAGGAAUCGAAAGAAGGCAUCCGGAAGGUGAAGUACGGGCGUUUUGCAUUUGUGUGGGAUGCAGCUGUGCUGGAGUAUGUGGCCAUUAACGACGAGGACUGCUCGCUCUACACCGUGAGCAACAAUGUGGCUGACAGGGGCUACGGCAUUGCGAUGCAGCAUGGCAGUCCCUACAGGGACAUCUUCUCUCAGAGGAUCCUGGAGCUUCAGCAGAAUGGAGACAUGGACAUCCUGAAGCUGAAGUGGUGGCCGCGGGACAGUCCGUGUGACUUGUACUCUCCUGUGGGCACUCGAAAGAGUGGCAGCGCCUUGGACAUCCACAGCUUUGCUGGGGUCUUCUUUGUACUAGCAGCCGGUGUGGUGCUCUCCUGUCUUAUUGCCACUGUGGAGACCUGGUGGACGCGAAGGAAAGGCUCCAGAGUGCCGUCGAAGGAGGACGAUAAGGAGAUCGACCUGGAGCACCUUCAUCACCGGGUUAACAGCUUGUGCACGGAGGAUGAGAGCCCCCACAAACAGUUCUCCACCUCCUCCAUCGACCUGACGCCCCUGGACAUGGACUCCCUCCCAGCUGCCCGGCAGGCCCUGGAGCAGAUCAGCGACUUCCGCAACACGCACAUCACCACCACCACCUUCAUCCCCGAGCAGAUCCAGACUCUCAGCCGCACCCUGUCGGCCAAAGCAGCAGCCGGCUUCGCCUUCGGGGCCGUGCAGGACCACCGGACUGGGGGGCCCUUCCGGCAGCGGGCCCCCAACGGCGGCUUCUUUCGCAGCCCCGUCAAGACAAUGUCCAGCAUCCCGUAUCAGCCCACCCCGGCCCCUACUGAUGCAUUCAACAUGGCGCUGCUAAACUCAGAGAAAACAACCUGCUUUUCUCUGAAGCUUCACAGCAAGUGA
Molecule: messenger RNA, 3638 nt
Organism: Sinocyclocheilus anshuiensis
Lineage: Eukaryota; Metazoa; Chordata; Actinopteri; Cypriniformes; Cyprinidae
Gene: grid2
Product: glutamate receptor, ionotropic, delta 2
Exons: 17
Coding region: 579-3638 (1019 amino acids)
Biological process (GO): monoatomic ion transport
Cellular component (GO): membrane
Molecular function (GO): ligand-gated monoatomic ion channel activity; signaling receptor activity
Source: RefSeq, a predicted model, not a curated record